Molecule: messenger RNA, 4743 nt
Organism: Symbiodinium sp. CCMP2592
Lineage: Eukaryota; Dinophyceae; Suessiales; Symbiodiniaceae
Source: the annotation of a GenBank genome assembly
AUGAAGCCACGCAAAACUUGCUCUUCCUUUGCGCUAGGCGCAAACGCGCGUACGCACCAAAGGCCAUGGUGCGGGGUGAAUCUGGGUGGCUGGCUUUUGCUCGAGCCUGGUCCAUCGGCGCCUCUCUUUCCAGGCGAGCCGCAGCUCCGCUGCGAAUGGUCACUGAUGGAGUCUUUGAGGAGUCGUCAGGCCUUGCACGUCCUUCAUCGUCACAGAGAAACAUUCAUCCGCAAAGAGGACUUUCGGGCGAUCCGCGACAUGGGGCUCAACUCCGUGAGGGUGCCCUUUGGCUACUGGAUCGUCCUCGGCCCCGAACCUGGAGAACCGUUUGUGGGGCCAGCUCUCGAUAUUCUGGACCGUGCUGUCGAGUGGGCUGAGGAGUGCAACCUUGAGGUGCUGCUCGAUCUGCACGGCUGCCCCGGUGGAGAAAGUCCGGACGCUCCAUGUGGCCGGCGGCAGCGGCCAGAGUCGAAGUGGGCAUGGCAACAGUGGCGAAGGGCGGAGACGCUGAAAGCUCUCGAGGUUGUUUCCAAGCGAUACAGCGGCAGGAAAUGUGUGACAGGCAUUGCCGUGUGCAACGAGCCAUCACGUCUGAUUCCCGCAGACAUCCUCGCUAACUUCUACGACGAGGCAGUUGACGUCAUUCGCAAGGCUGGCAUGACAGACAGGGUCACGGUGGUGCUUCCGGUCUUCCAGCGGUGUCUCAGAACGUUUGAAGCGGUGUGGCGUCAGGUUUCAAAAGGACGACACAGCAACACCUGCUUCGAUGUUCACUACUACCACUGCUUCGAAGACGCAUGGAAUCGCAUGACCCUUGCAGAGCACCUCCGGGCCGUUGAAGACCACGGCCGUGAACUCCAAGAGUUUCCUGCCGUGGUUGGAGAGUGGAGCCUCGCACUUGGCGGCCGCGCUGCCUCAGCGAUGUGUCCGAAAGAGGCCAUGAACCUUUUUGGCAGGGCGCAGCUUCAAGCUUACUCGAAGGCUUCUCGUGGCUGGUUCUUUUGGAACUGGCGUGAUGGAGCCGGCCCUGCUUGGGAUUUCCGCACUUGCUUUCAAGAAGGCCUUCUGGAAGGCACGGCGCCGAGCUUGCCUGCAUGGAACGGCCAGGGCGAGGAUCCCUUGGAAAGAUUGCUGGAGCCAGCUGCAGGCGAAGAUCCCUUUGUUCGUUAUGGCGAUGCCGUCUGCCUGCGCUGCUCAAGUGGCCGGUGUGUAGACGUCGAGAGGAGCAAGGUCUCGGCGAGAUGGUUCGAGGGUGGCGACUGGCAGACGUUUAUUGUGUGCCCGGCAUCAAGCUCUGCGGGUUUCAGCGGUGCAGUGCGAGAUGGAGACGUGAUUCGCCUUCUUGCGCACAGUGGCGUUUCUCUGGGUAUUUCGACGGGCGGCAAGGUGCUUUGCCGCCCUGGAGGCAGCAUCAACUGCGAGCUAACUGUUUUGCUGAAGGAAAACCCUGGGUGUCGGCGGCAGUUGCGGCACAAGGACGAGGUCCACCUCCAGUGCAGGAAUUCGGGACGCGUGUUGGACGUGGAGGGCUCUCGCGUAGCGGCCAGGUUUCAGGAUUUCGGGGAGUGGCAGAGCCUCUCAAUCGAGCGCAAACUUCCGCCAGAUGCCUGCUCGAAAGGACUGAACGAGGCCCCUGCGUCGGAGAAAGUUCUCGAGGAGGCGUGGUCUGCACUCGAUUGCACAAAGGUUGCUGGGCCGGACAAUUGGCAAGCACGCUCCGACCAUUGGAUCAUGGAGACAUGGCCUUUGCCCCUGCGCUUGCCUUCCCGCAUGGGUCGAGCUUCGCUUAUUGACUGCGCCGUGGCCGUAGCGGCAACUUCGCUGACAGCGGCCUUGGCGCAGCGACCGUCAGCAAAGAUGGAGCUCCGAGGAUGGGACCCUGGAGCCUGCCUCGCUUCGUUGUACAUCCUCAUCAUGUACUGCGUCCAGAGCGCGUUCCUGGAGUGGCCGGAGAAGGGCCUCCAACGGUCCAGUCGGGGUUUGGGCUGGGAAAGCUUUGCGGCCGUGCGAGAAGUUUCACUGCCUUUCCUGGGCAUUGUGCAAUCGAUGGAGAUUCUCUCCGACGACGAGGAUUCUCCUCCUGCGGAACCUGCUUCAUCUGCGCCCCUAGCAGCUGUGCCUCCGAUGGAGGCCUCUGCCUCUGCCGAGGUGUUGGACUCAGAUGACGAGCCGGCCUUGACGCCUGAGGCUGCGACGUUGCCAUCAACGAGUGGCCCAGGCUCGGAGAUGCCGGUGACCGAGGUGACACCUGCAGCUGGGUCGUCUGGUGCUCCAAAUCUUGCGGUGAGGCCUUUCGGGAUGAAGAUCAACAAGGGCAGCCUGGCCUGCUCCUCGAGGCCUCGCGAUUCGGAACCGGUGCCGCUUGCGUCGGCUGUCAGGGAGCCACCCCCGGAGGUGGCAGCGGUGCAGCCAGGCGCUGUGGAUCUGGCCGACUCCGACAAUGAUGUGCAGGAGAAGGGCGAAGCACAUCGCCAAGCGGAGGCACCCGAGCAGUCAGCAUCGGUAGACAAGGUGUUGGCAGAGGUCGCCUCACUGCGAGCCGCUCUUUACAAGUCAGAGGUGGCUUUGAAGGAGCUCGAGUCUAGCAAGCAGCAGCUAGCUGCAGAGGCGUCGUCGCUGCGCGAGGAGGUUGGCAGGCAGUUGGCAGAGUGCGCUUCACUGCGAGGCGCUCUUUGUCAGUCAGAGGUCGGCGAGUCCAGCAAGCAGCAGCUAGUUGCAGAGGCGCAGACGGAGGCGUCGUCCCUACGCGAGGAGGUUGGCAGGCAGUUGUCAGAGUGUGCUUCACUGCGAGCCGCUCUUUGCACGUCAGAGGUGGCUUUGAAGGAGCUCGAGUCUAGCAAGCAGCAGCUAGCUGCAGAGGGGAAGACGGAGGCGUCGUCUCUACGCGAGGAGGUUGGCAGACAGUUGGCAGAGUGCGCUUCACUGCAAGCCGCUCUUUGUCAGUCAGAGGUGUGCGAGUCUAGCAAGCAGCAGCUUGUUGCAGAGGUGCAGACAGAGGCGUCAUCCCUACGCGCGGAGGUUGACAGGCAGUUGUCAGAGUGUGCUUCACUGCGAGCCGCUCUUGGCACGUCAGAGGUGGCUUUGAAGGAGCUCGAGUCUAGCAAGCAGCAGCUAGCUGCAGAGGCGCAGACGGAGGCGUCGUCUCUACGCGAGGAGGUUGGCAGACAGUUGGCAGAGUGCGCUUCACUGCAAGCCGCUCUUUGUCAGUCAGAGGUGUGCGAGUCUAGCAAGCAGCAGCUUGUUGCGGAGGUGCAGACAGAGGCGUCAUCCCUACGCGCGGAGGUUGACAGGCAGUUGUCAGAGUGUGCUUCACUGCGAGCCGCUCUUGGCACGUCAGAGGUGGCUUUGAAGGAGCUCGAGUCUAGCAAGCAGCAGCUAGCUGCAGAGGCGCAGACGGAGGCGUCGUCCCUACGCGAGGGUGUUGACAGGCAGUUGUCAGAGUGUGCUUCACUGCGAGCCGCUCUUGGCACGUCAGAGGUGGCUUUGAAGGAGCUCGAGUCUAGCAAGCAGCAGCUAGCUGCAGAGGCGCAGACAGAGGCGUCGUCUCUACGCGAGGAGGUCGGCAGGCAGUUGGAAGAGUGUGCUGCCAUGCGAGCCGAGAUGUCUCAGUCAGAGGUGGCAAAGAAAGAGCAGCCCACGGCCCAGGCCGAGCAGGCCGACCUGGAGCUCCAGUCGAGCCUAAGACGCUCCGAGGUGCAGACAGCUGCUGUGAAGCUGGAGGAGCGCCCCUUGCUGGGCCGACGACGUUCGGCCAAAGACUACCAGAGACGAGCGGCACAGGUCUCUCUGCACCACAAACAUCGGGCAAAGCCUGCCGAGCUCAAGGAGCCGCGGCCAGCAAGUCCCCAGCAUCUGCAAGACGCGAAGUUCGAGGUGUUGUAUACGGAGCUGGAGUCCAGCAAGCAGCACCUGGCCAACCAAGGUGCAGAGGCACAGGCGGAGUCUUCAUCGCUGCGCGACGAGGUGAGCAGGCUGUUGGAAGAGUGCGCUGCUCUGCGCGCCGAGAUGUCUCAGUCAGAGGGCGCCAAAACUGAGCUGCGGAAGGUGUUGUAUACGGAGCUGGAGUCCAGCAAGCAGCACCUGGCCAACCAAGGUGCAGAGGCACAGGCGGAGUCUUCAUCGCUGCGCGACGAGGUGAGCAGGCUGCGGCUCGGCUGCAAGGAGACGGGGCACACCGACGUAGACUUGUUGGAAGAGUGCGCUGCUCUGCGCGCCGAGAUGUCUCAGUCAGAGGAUCCGGUAGUCGAAGGCAGGCGUGUUCUGAGCGCUCGUGUGGAGUAUGUGCUGGUGUAUGCAUACAGCAUCUACCAGUUUGAUCUGUUGGUUGUGAGUUGCGUGCGAAUGUCCAUUUCACAAUCGUUCAAAGCUGGGGAAGCGCACACGCGGCUGAUCAGUGAGAUCCUGGCUGUAGCUGAGGCAGCAUCGCACAGUCAUUGCCACUGUGCGGAGGAAGUGGAGAUGCAGACAGAGGCUCGGAAGAUUUUGCAUGUAUUUCUCUUUGAAGCGACAGCAUUUGCGAGUGCAAGCUGCGAAAGUUGCGCCAUCCGCAUGCGCACUCCGGUGCAUGACAAGCUAGACCAGAUUUCCGAAGCGUACUUGCAGGCAUUACAGGCUUCUGCCGAUGGAAAGAGGUUGCUUGACUUCUUCGUUUUUAUCAACAACUUCUGGUGGCUUUUCUUGUUCAGUUGGAGGUUCUGGCGCUUCUUGCUUGACUUCUUCUGUUUGGUUUGUUACUUCUUCUGA